This is a messenger RNA of Sphaerodactylus townsendi, 1156 nucleotides long. Its product is annotated as H-2 class II histocompatibility antigen, E-S beta chain-like. Gene Ontology annotation, biological process: immune response; positive regulation of T cell activation; immunoglobulin production involved in immunoglobulin-mediated immune response. Gene Ontology annotation, molecular function: MHC class II protein complex binding. Lineage: Eukaryota; Metazoa; Chordata; Lepidosauria; Squamata; Sphaerodactylidae. Gene Ontology annotation, cellular component: membrane; MHC class II protein complex. The record is from RefSeq and is a predicted model, not a curated record. The transcript has 6 exons. Bases 33 to 842 code for a protein of 269 amino acids.
GCAGAGAAAGUUGGGUUUUCCGUGGGGCAGCCAUGGGGUCUGGAGAGAUCCUGCCCGUGCCUUUCCUACUGAUGGUGCUUGUGGAUCCCUCCAUGGUCCACGGAAUGGAAGGAAGAACCCAGCCCCCAGCCCCCCAUUUCCUGCACCAGGCGAAGUCCGAGUGCCGCUUCGCCAACGGGACAGCCGGGGAGGUGGUCUUCCUGUACAGGGAGUUCUACGACCGGCAGGAGUUCCUGCGCUUCGACAGCCGCCGCGGGACCUUCGAGGCCGUCUCGGAGCUGGGGGCGCCCGACGCCCGGGACUUCAACAGAGACAAGGACUACCUGGAGUACACGCGGGCCGCCGUGGACCGCUUCUGCCGCCGCAACUUCGCCAUCGACGAGGAGGAGGGCACCGUCGCCAGGCAGACUCAGCCCACAGUGAAAAUUUCCCACACCAAGGGAGACCCCCGGGCCCACCACAACCUCCUCAUCUGCACCGCGGCCGGUUAUUAUCCCUCAGAAGUGACCAUCAGGUGGCUAAAGAACGGGCAGGAGCAGACAGAAGGGGUGGGAUACGCAGAUGAGCUCCAGAACGGAGACUGGACCUUCCACAACCAGGCAAUGCUGGAGACGGUGCCUGAGGAGGGAGACGUCUACGCCUGCCAGGUGGAGCACAGCAGCCUGCCGGAGCCCAUCACCGUCCUGUGGGAGCCCAAGAUGUCAAACUCUUCCAAGAACAAAAUUUGGGCCGGAGCCUUGGUGGCCUUGCUAGGGGUGGUCUUUGGGGCCGUGUCAGUCGCCCUCUACCUGAGGAAUAGGAGAGCAUCUCUCAACGCACCUGCGGCAGGGCUCAUCGGUUAGGCCUGACGGCUCCAGCUCUGACAUCUGAGAAAUCAUUUUCUUCAGCAAACAAGAUUUUCAUACAGCUCUACCGAUCUCCCUCCCCUGAACACAAACACACACACACAGGUCGUACUUUGACUGAAUGAUGCUGAAACCGCUGAGACUGCUAGAAAGCUCGCGAUUUGGCGAGAACUGCUAACAAUUGCUGCUUUAAAAAGGCUACAAAAAUGGCAUUUAUUACUCUUUGUUGAUGACUUUAACUGGAGAGACUGUUUCCCUGUGGGAUUUUGUCUAAUUAAAAACACUUUAUAGAGAGUUGUCUGUGCAAAUUU